Symbiodinium pilosum is the source of this 2340-nucleotide messenger RNA. The record is from the annotation of a GenBank genome assembly. Lineage: Eukaryota; Dinophyceae; Suessiales; Symbiodiniaceae.
AUGGAAGAUGAUGAGCCGCAUGAAGAGGCAGCUGAUGCCUCUCAACAGGAUGCCCACCAGAUUGUUGCUGCCGAUGGUGGGAUUGCUGAACAGUGGAGUGGCACCCUCCCGCCCGAGGCAGCAGGCAAAUGGGAGAUAUCCAAAGACGUCUGCAGGCUGUCGUUUUCUGGCUCAGACAUCAAGCUCCCUCGCUCGGUCUACGAUCGGCUUUACCAUUACCAGCGUCAAGGAGUCGUCUGGAUGUGGAAUUUAUACCACAAAGGCUUCGGCGGGAUCCUUGCCGAUGAAAUGGGCCUUGGGAAGACGGUGCAGACGGCAGCCUUUCUGGCCUGCCUGAAGUUCACGGACCAAGGAUCCCGGUUCCUGGUGGUGGUUCCCGUCACUCUUCUUGAGCAGUGGCGCAGAGAACUUGCAGCGUGGGCUCAGAAUACCGGGCUAGCAGUGCAUGUGAUGCACGGUGCUCUGCCCGAGCGACGCGCAGCUUUACGAGGUCACGUAUCCGCUGGUGGCGUGCUGCUUAUCUCGUAUGAUCUUGCCCGCACAUGCAUCCACCAGAUUCGUACUGCCGGCUUGACCGAAGCUAGUGCGUCACAAUCCCGCAAGCGCAAGCGAAACACCAGGCGCGCGUGCCGUGAUGACGACAGUCCGAGUGAGGAGGAUGAGCUGCCUGAGGCGGUGGGCGACGAGCAGAAGCCCUGGGAUGUCCUCAUCGUUGAUGAGGGUCAUCAGAUCAAGAAUCCAUCGAGUCAAUCUGGCCGUGUGCUUCGCCGGAUCAAUGCUCGAUCUCGAAUCCUUCUGACUGGGACCCCCUUGCAGAACAAGCUCAGCGAUCUUUGGGCGCUGAUGGAUUUCGCACAGCCUGCGUUGCUGGGAAAUCAUGCCACUUUCGAGAGGAAUUUCUCGGACCAGAUUGCGAAAGGCUCGAAAAGGAACGCUUCCCGAUUUGCCGUGGAAUUGAAGGAUCACCUCGCCCGCGAGCUAAAACGGCUCACAGCCCCACAUUUCCUUCGGCGGCUGAAGUGUGAGGUUGCCUGCACCGAAAGCCCAGCGGCGAGCCUGGACGCCAGUCCUGGCGAACUGCCGCCAAAGAUGGACGUGGUGCUGUGGUUGAAUCUAACCCCUGCGCAGCUGGAGCUCUACAAUCUGUUCCUCACAAGUGAGCUGGUGUCCAAGGCCAGGGGAGGAACAAAAUGCGGCAUGGAGGCGUUGCGAUGCAUAGCAAUGCUGAAGAAGCUGUGUGGUCAUCCUCUGCUUUGCCUGCCACAGGAUGAGUACAACGUGUGGCGGGCCGAAACCCUUCAGUCCAGCAGGGCGCCAGCGGCACCGCCAACAAAGGCAGAGCCGCCAGAAGCCGCAACGCAGGAAGAGGUAGCCACGCAGGAGGCACCCGAGUGCCAUGAGCUUCUUCCCAGACUGCGGGCGCUUCUGCCCAACUCUGCUCAGGGUGCUGCCCUGCUCUCUACGAAGUUGAGAGUUCUCUCUGUGCUGCUGCCACAGCUUCAGCGGCGAGGGCAUCGCUGCUUGAUCUUCUCGCAGAGCGUUCGGAUGCUGGACCUUAUUCAGGGCUGUGUUCUCAGAGUUCUGGGCCUGAAGUUCUUGCGCAUUGAUGGUAGCAUCGAUCCGAAGGAUCGCGAUCUGAAGCUGCAGAAGUUCCAGCAAGAAGAUUCGCGAUACUUCGCUCUCUGCUUGAGCAUGCAGGUUGGUGGCACGGGUUUGACUGUGACUGGCGCCAACAGAGUGAUCCUGGUUGAUCCAGCAUGGAAUCCUUCAGCUGAUGCGCAAGCCAUCGAUCGAGUGCAUCGAAUUGGGCAGAAGCGCGAGGUAGUCGUCUACAGGCUCAUCGGUUCUGGAGCGAUUGAGGACAAGAUGUUCAGACUCCAGAUAUUCAAGGGAGGCUUAUCCAAAACUUUCAUGGAGCACGAGCAGCAAGUUCGGUUCUUUACCCAUCAGCAGUUGAAGUCGCUCUUUGAGCCUCCAAGUCAGUCUGCCUCUACACAGUCCUUGCUCGCGGAGCAAAUCGGGACAGAAGCUUUAGAGCACGAGGACUUGCUUCGAGUGGUGGCCGCAGAUGUGGGAAGCACAGAUGAUCCUCAAGCCUUGGCUUUCUGGCAGAGCUCCGACGUCCUGGGGUUUUCGGACUACCAGCGGCUGUUUAUGUUCCUGGAGCAAGCAGACUCUGAAGAGCAGGAGGCAGUGGAGCAGGCCAAAGAACUGGCCGCAAAGCUGAAAAACGAAGAGUACGUCAAAGAUCAAGUGGUUCAGGGUAAGUGGCGAGGCGACCGCUUCGCUGCCAAGGAGAAUGUGUCUCCUCAAGUGGCGGAGCCGCUGAAAAACGCGUGA